AAGUUUCGUGGGCAAUGCCAUGCCACCUCGGUCGCGUUUAAAGUCUAGGGGCGACAUUCGCCGAGACGAUGCCAGAAGAUGCGAGAUAUGGAGGCAAGGCGCCGGAGUCGAAGAGCGAUGGUCGUGGCUCGCCCACGUGGGUUGUCCGGCUGCGCGUCCGCCUCCAGCGGAGCAGAUGGUACCACAGCCAGACCGCAGUCUCUGCUCGCCGGGCUCUGCGGAGCACGAUUUUCGUGAGCGUGAUGAUCGUCGCGCUGGUAUUGGCGCUUUUUCUGGUUGACGUUUGGGCAGCGGCCGGUGUGAACAGCAACGCCGCGCCGAACGUACUGCUCACAGGAGUCAUGCUGUUGUUCGCAGUAGAGUGUGUCGGCCUGAGCGCAGUGGAGGCGAUGUUGAUGUCAUUGUUUGUUCCCCUAUCUUCUUUAUCAUGGACAUGUUCGGCACCGUAUCGAUGAUCUACGAUAUCCCCUGGAUGCUCGGCGCGGACGCGACGCGCGCGCAGCAGGACAGCUCGGCCGACGACGACGCGAAGAGGAACCUCAUGGUGCUGCGGGCCCUCCGAGCCACCAAGGUGGCAGCGCGGGCAGGGCGGCUGUCCCGGGUCGUGCGGUUCUUGCGGUUCCUUCCGCUCAUGGGCGGGAGCAAGGAUGCCGAACCCCAGGUUGGCAUCGGCUCGAUGAUCUCUGGCCAGCUCGCGACGCUGCUCGCCUCCAGGGUGGCCGCGCUGACGCUCAUCCUGGUCAUGGCGGUCCCCCUGAUGGACGUCUGGACAUUCCCGCAGACGGAUUACUCCAUGCGGACGUGGGUAGACCGGCUCUCUGCCAACCUGGCGGAGGGAAGAUUGAACGGGACCUUGAGAGAUUUGGAUCUGAUGUCCGAUUUCUACGGGCAGUUCCCUUACGGACCGUACUUGGCGUGCCUCGGGUUCGUAGACGGCGAUUUAUUUCGGUGCAGCGAUGGCGAUAGCGAAGACCUUGCCUCGUGGCACCCGCAGAUCGAGGGACCAUCGCGGAUGGCCUCGGCGCUGCACGUCCACACGGACACUUUCAUGAUCGGCUUCAACAUGCAGGAGCCGGCGACACGGGAGCAACGCCCGAUCAUCGGCAUGAGCAGUGUAAUAUUCAUAUUGUCCAUCAUGGUCUUCAGCGGCCUCGCGCUGUCCAGCACCGUCACCGAGCUCGCGGUGCGGCCCCUCGAGAGCAUGCUGGCAACGGUGCGGCAGAUAGCCGCGACCGUCUUCAACAUGAGCGCGGAGGUUGACGAGGAUGAUCUCGACAGCGCCGACGACGUCAUAGACAUUGACAACGCCAGCGAGAUGAAUCUCCUAGAGAAGGUUGUGAAGAAGCUCGCGAUCAUCACGCAACUGCAUACGGCCGACGCGAUGCCAAGUGCAACGGAGGACCUCAGGGACGAAGACAUCGGCGUCCUAAGCAUGAUGCGUGGCAAGGGCUUCGCAGGGGAGGGGCAGUGGAGCGUGGAGCGGACCCGGGCAAGGCUUCCCACGUCGGGGCUGGCCGCCGAGAGGCUGGAGGACAUAGGCGUCUCCGAGGAGGCGUACUACUCGUGGGCCUUCAAUCCGAUCGGGCUGACUCCGGACCAGCACCUGAGGGUGGCCAAGUUCACCAUCGCCAACUUCAGCGAUCAGGGGUGGACCAUGCUGCAGACGGGGGAGCAGGAGCGCACGCUGUCCCACUUCCUCCUGUCCGUGCAGAUUGGGUACCAGCCCAAAGACAAGGCCCCCUUCCACAACUUCGCGCACGCCGUGGACGUGACGCACGCGGUGGGCCGUGUCAUGCGGAUCACCGGGUCCUCGGACUUCAUAUCCGAGCUGGAACAAUUCUCACUGCUUGUCGCGGCCAUAGCGCACGACGUCGGACACUUCGGCCUCAACAACGGCUUCCUGUCCGAGGUCGGGCACGAGCUGGCGCUGCAGUACAAUGACUUGUCGCCACUAGAAAAUAUGCACUGCGCAAAGCUGUACACGAUCCUAGGAGAUCCGCGGGCGAACGUAUUCGCAGGCCUGUCGAAAGAGGAGCGUCGGCAAGUUCGGAACAUCUGCAUCGAGUCAAUAUUACAUACGGACAUGAUGUUGCACGCCGCCAUGGUGAAGGAGCUGCAGGUGUUGUAUGAGAUGAACCAUGAGGUGUUGGAUGAGAAGCGCGAGAGGGCGAGAUCGGAGGAGGAGAUCGGCGUGCUCACCAAGGCGGAGAACAAGCCUCUGGUUCUGAACGCCAUCCUGCACGCGUGCGACAUCUCCAACCCGUGCAAGGCGUGGGACGUUACCCAGGCUUGGGCCGAGUUGUGCCUGGAGGAGUUCUUCCAGCAAGGAGACAAGGAGAAAGAGCGCGGUGUCCCGGUCCAGUUCCUCAACGACCGGGACAAAUUGAACAGGCCUAACUCGCAGAUCGGCUUCAUAGAGUUCAUGAUCGCUCCCCUGUUCACAGCCAUGGUCCACCUCUGGCCCCCUCUCCACGAGCUCCACGAAAAUCUCAGCGGCAACCUCGAAAAUUGGAGGGACCUGUGGGUGAGGGAGACAAGCCCCAGCGAGGAGGACCUGCGGAAGGUCGAUGCACGCGUGUUGAAGGUCAAGAACAGCCUCCCGAGAACGGCGAUCCCUACCAGCACGCUUCCCCCGAGAGAUCGACGCCCCUCCGCCUGACAGGGAUUGGCGCUGGGGGGUAACGGUCAUGCCCUGUGGUCUCGGCCUGACUCCUCCUGCUCCUUGGCAUGAGGGAAUGGGUCCUGGUGGACCGGCUUCCUGAAUCCCUGGAUUUUCUUUCUCGACGUCGGCAUCCGAAACGAAGUCGACGACGUGAACGUCGUUGGUCACCAUGCCCGUGCAUGCCAGUGCCUGGUUCCACUCCUGUGAUCUGCGCUCGAGCGGAGCUGAUCCGCCGUGCGGGCGAGGCCUCGGCAGCCUGGGCGGGCUGACUUGUUUCUGGGCGGGCCGACCGGUUGGAUGUGUUGAUGUGUUGCUUGCCUCGUUGCAUCGGCUCUGACUUGCAGCGUCUUGCCUCUGCCGCACACGCAUCGCAGUGCCGUGUCACCGAGAUCGCCACCCAGACUUUGGGCGGAUUGUUUUUCCAAUCUGGGUGUAUUCCUCUACAACCAUCAGAGAUCUUA
Messenger RNA from Prorocentrum cordatum, 3123 nucleotides. The record is from the annotation of a GenBank genome assembly. NCBI's taxonomy places the organism in Eukaryota, Dinophyceae, Prorocentrales, Prorocentraceae.